Molecule: messenger RNA, 1425 nt
Organism: Heterostelium album PN500
Lineage: Eukaryota; Evosea; Eumycetozoa; Acytosteliales; Acytosteliaceae
Gene: iptB
Product: putative isopentenyltransferase
Exons: 5
Coding region: 1-1425 (474 amino acids)
Biological process (GO): tRNA modification
Cellular component (GO): mitochondrion
Molecular function (GO): tRNA dimethylallyltransferase activity
Source: RefSeq, a predicted model, not a curated record
AUGGAUGAUAAUUUAGUUAUAUUUAUACUUGGAACUACUGGUGUUGGAAAGAGUAAGCUAUCUAUUGAGUUGGCAAAGAAAUAUAAUGGUGAGAUCAUCAGUAGUGAUUCUAUGCAACUCUAUAAGGGUGCCGAUGUCAUCACCAACAAAGUGACCACCGAUGAAAUGGAGGGAAUACCACAUCAUAUGAUGUCAUUACUCGAAUUGAAUCAAUUGAGUUAUAAUGUUGGUAACUUCAUAUCAACCGUCAUACCUAUUGUAUGUAAAAUUCCAAUAAUUGUUGGUGGGACUCAUUAUUAUACAACAUCAAUACUUUGGAGUAAUACGUUAAUAUCAUAUGAUGAACAAGAUACUGCUAAUAAUAAUAAUAAUAAUAAUAAUAAUAAUAGUAAUAUAACAUCAAAUACAGAUUCAACGACUACAACGACAACAAUUAGUAAUAAUAAUAAUGAUGAUAAUAACAGUGUUGAAAACAAUGAAAGAGUAUAUAGUUAUGAAAAGUUAAAGGAAGUAGAUGAGUUGAUGGCAAAGAAAUUACAUAGUAAUGAUUUCAGAAAGAUAAAGAGAAGUUUGGAUAUCUAUUAUGAUACUGGAAGGAAACAUAGCGAUAUGGUAUUGGAACAGAAGAAUUCAAGAGUACAGAGAUACAGAUCUUGCUUGAUUUGGUUGGAUUGCUCUAAUCAGGUAUUGGAACAGCGUUUGAACGAGCGUGUCGAUCAGAUGAUAGAUCGUGGCAUGGUUAAAGAGUGUUUCGAUAUCUUUGGUUGUGAAGAUCUCAUCAACGCCGAGAGCACUGAGAAUUUCACUAAAGGACUGACACAAGCAAUCGGCGUAAAAGAACUCUAUCCAUAUUAUUUGUUAAAAGUGAAGAGGAAGAAGAAAGAGAAAGAGGAGGGUGUAAAUGAGGGUAAUAUUACCUCUACUGCUGAUUCUUCUGACUCUUUGGGAGAGGGAACAACUGGCACUGUGUGUCCAACAGAUAAAGUUGAGAACGAGACAGUAUUCUUCGAAGCAAAAGAAAUGGGUGAAGAAACUCUCACAGGACAAGUUGGUCAUACACAAGCUGGAUACGAGCGAUCUGACGCGUUGGCAAACGGAGAGAAUGGCAAUGAAGAUGACAACGGUGUAGCAUCAGCCAAGAACAGUAACAAUAAGAGAUCAUCAAAUAGCUCUCUUGAUCAAUGGGAGAAACACUAUUGUCAGGUUUGCGACAAUCGUGAAAUCAAUGGAAUAGUUCAAUGGAGAAACCAUCUAAAAUCAAAACAACAUACAAGAAAUCAACAACGUCAACAAAGACAAUUGAAACAGCAACAACAACAACAACAACAACAAGAAACAACAAAAGUAGAAGAAGAAACAAAAGAAGAACAAGAAACAAAAGUAGAGCAACAAGAACAACAAAGUGAAGUAACGGUCACAGAAUAA